UCGGACACUAAAGAAGAAGAAGAAGAAGUUCGGAGCACGUGACAAAGAGCCGGAACUCCGUUUAUUUAUUAAUUUUUACGCUCCUAUUUAUUUAUUUAUUUAAUCUAUCUCACUAUUUAUUUGCAACCUAUUUAUUAGCUUACUUCAAGGAUCUACACAAACAUGAAAUUGCUGCUUGACUCCUCCUCUUCGCUGCUCUUCUCCGUCCUAUUGGCUCAGCUGCCGUUGUUUACGUCGGCGCUUCCCGCCCACACGCGACGUCCCCACGCCGAUUUCGACAAGCUGACCAACCAGACGAGGCAUCUGCAGAAGAUGACCCACGACCUGAUCAAUGACCACAAGGGUGAACCGGUGAUCGACCACCACAGGUUCAAGUCUCUUCCAGCCAUCAGCAGCAGAGCCAAUGACCUCAGCUCACUGGAGUUGAAGCCUACACUUUCUCAGCUCCAUGCUGACUUCAAGACCUUCGAGCACCAUUUCGAGUGGCUAAACAAGGUGACCCAAAAGCACCAUCACAACUCAGCGUCAAAGCUGGGUGAAAUGAUCUCGCACAUUCGGAGUCUCAUCAGCCUGCUACAGCGCCAGAUGCUGCAAGUGGACGCUCCUCGAAUCGCUGUAACUCCUCCCUCCCUCCCUGCUCAACCCUCUCAAUGGGAGAUGAAUCAAUCCACGCAGGUGCUUCUUCAGAGGUUCAGGCUUUUCUGUGAUUGGGCGGCACGUGCUUUCCUCAGCCUCAAGUCCAAAACACAGGCAUGAGGGCUGCCAUUUCAACCCCGCAGCCAAUCAGCGAAUGGCGUCCUCUCCAGCCGUUCCUCUGUCUCUGCCUCCACGAACUACCAGCCUGGUGCAUAUCUGAGCUGAUCCAAAUGGCAGCAGUGUUGUCGAUUUGAUCUGAUCUGAUCUGUAGUCAUCGGCACAUCGAAGCCACAGUGCAAACAUGAGAACUCCACCUGUCUUUACAGCUGGGAGUGUUUGGACUACAGCGACGCAUCACUGCUAACAGCCUGCUUCUCAUCUCUCAUCGACAUAACUUCAUCUAAAUUUUACUUUCUGCUCUCAUUUUUUCUUUAAUUCAACCUAUUCAUUAUUUAUGUAUUUAUUUAUUUAUUGAGUGGUUAUUUAGUUAUUUAUUUGGUGUCAUUAUUUAUUUGAUUCUUUGAGUAAAAAACAGUCAUUUUCUUUACAGUUAUGUUUAACUUCAAACAAAAAAUGUACUUCCUGGUUCUUUCUUUCCUAUAUUAUUGUCUUCUAACCAUUCUUCCAAAAAAAAAAAAAUCUGUUGAUAUGCGUCUUAUUUAACAAAUUGUAUUCUUCAUGUCUCUUUUCUUUUAAUUCGGGAGGCAUGUGUGUUCACGAUUGUUACCUAGAUUGUUUUGCCACUAGAUGUAGCAAUAUUGCUGGAUUUGCAAGGUGUCUGUUAUUGUAAGAUGAUAAAUUAGUAAAUGGCAGGAAAAAAAGUGUCACAUAGCACUGACCUACACCAUGGCUGCCUUUUUUUUAAAAAGAAAAAUCAUUUUUCUCUCCUUCUUUGCACAGUAUAAUUGGGUUUGUGUUUUGGAUCCUCUGAUUCAGAAGAUGUGCUUUGACGGCUAACCUGUUCUUAAGCAAUGUUAAAUGGGAAAAAAAAAAGACAAACAACCCAAGCCUUAAAAUACUAUGUAUUGUGAUAACGUGACUAUUUGGUAAUGUACAGGUGUACAUACAUCAUCCUGAAUGUAAAUUGUUAUGUACAGCGCAAAUGUGUCUAUAUUAUAUUAUAGUUUUCUAUGAUAUAAGGCCCCUUGCUCUGGCAAUUGUAUCGCAAUAUCAAAAAAUUAUUCUGUUUUGAUUCUUUUUUUUUUUCUUUUUUUUUUUUUUAGUAUUUUGAUAUACUAUUUAUUAUGAUUUCAUGUUAUUUAUUUUCACUGAAUAGAAGCAAGCCUUCUGUAAUUUUUAUACUUUUAUACUACUUAUAAUCAGACUUUAUCAUUGCUAUUGAAAUUUUAAUGUUCAACUCACAUGCUGUAAGUGGCAUUGCUGUUUGACAGAAAGGUGUCAAGAGUGUGGCCGAUACAAUAAAGGAGCUAAUAUGCACGA
Molecule: messenger RNA, 2076 nt
Organism: Hemibagrus wyckioides
Lineage: Eukaryota; Metazoa; Chordata; Actinopteri; Siluriformes; Bagridae
Gene: il11a
Product: interleukin 11a
Exons: 5
Coding region: 163-756 (197 amino acids)
Biological process (GO): positive regulation of MAPK cascade; positive regulation of cell population proliferation
Cellular component (GO): cytoplasm
Molecular function (GO): cytokine activity; growth factor activity
Source: RefSeq, a predicted model, not a curated record